GCGGACUACGGCUUCCUGGGGCCCGGGGCCGCGUACGACUUCGCCGGUGCUCUGGGGCGCCCGGCCGACGACAGCGGGGCGCACGUCCACUACGCCGCCUCGGCCGUGUUCUCCGGAGGCGGCUCCUUCCUCCUCAGCGGCCAGGUGGAUUAUGCGGCCUUUGGCGAGACGGGCCCCUUCCCGGCGUGUCUCAAAGAGCCCGCGGAUGGCCCCCCCGGGGCCUUCCAGACCGCGUCCCCGGCCCCCGGCGCCUACCCCAAGUCCGUCUCUCCCACGUCCGGCCUCCCCGCCGCCGCCUUCAGCACAUUCGAGUGGAUGAAAGUAAAGAGGAACGCCUCUAAGAAAAGCAAACUCGCGGAGUAUGGAGCCGCCAGCCCCUCCAGCGCGAUUCGCACGAAUUUCAGCACCAAGCAACUGACAGAACUGGAGAAAGAGUUUCAUUUCAAUAAGUACUUAACUCGAGCCCGACGCAUUGAGAUAGCCAACUGCUUGCAGCUGAAUGACACCCAAGUCAAAAUCUGGUUCCAGAACCGCAGGAUGAAGCAGAAGAAAAGGGAACGAGAGGGGCUUUUGGCUACAGCCACCUCUGUGGCCUCCCUCCACCUUCCCCUCUCAGGAACGAGUCCCACCAAGUGUAGCAGGAACCCGGGCAGCCCUUCUCAAGCCCAAGAGCCUUCCUGAGGUCCAGUCUUGAGGUGGAAGAUCCUUGGUCGGCAGAAGACACCCCUAACCCUCUAUAGAUUAGCAGCUCAGUUUGGGGUGGAGGUGGGCGUGAGCAAAAAUUAGUAGGCAUUUCACUUGGGAAGGAACUAUAGUAUCUUAGUUGGCUCCUGAGUUCCAGACUGUGUGUGUACAUGCAGAUACUAAUUUGAUAUCUUUUAAGCCAUUUGUUUGCAUUUUAUUUGUGUCUUAGCAGGAAAAAUAUGUCCCCACCUGCCAGCCCAGCUCCACUGCUGUUGCCUAACUUAGUCAUAUACAAUUCUUGGGUGCAGAGUGGCAGGUCAGUUAGUUGAGUCCUGUCAACCCUGUGAUGUGUGCAGAAGACCAUUUGCCCAGAAGUGUUCUGGUUUUACUUUAAAGAACAGACUACAUAUACUGAGCUUCUUGAGAUGACCAAAGUUAGUUAGGGUCCCCUUGAUGUAGCCAAGCUGCUUCAAUGAUGAUCUGUUUACAAACUUGUGCUCCAGUUUUGUUUUCUUUGAAAAGCAGUUUCUACCUCUCCAUGUGCCUGAGUGAAGAUACAAUCGCUAUUUAGUUAGUAGCUGAAUAAAUUCACAGGGUGGGUAAAGAUUAGAACCUGAACUACACCUUGCAUCAGUUACUCAAACUUGAAUGUAAAUAUAUACAGUAUGUAUAUUUUUAAAAGGGUUUGCUUGCAAUGAACUUACAUAUGACAUUUAAUGUCAUAGCAUGUAAAGGGUUUGAGCUGUUUUGUAAUAAAAUGACACAAUCUA
Chinchilla lanigera (long-tailed chinchilla) is the source of this 1454-nucleotide messenger RNA. It is a transcript of the gene Hoxd1, whose product is annotated as homeobox D1. The record is from RefSeq and is a predicted model, not a curated record. Gene Ontology annotation, cellular component: nucleus. The transcript is spliced from 2 exons. Lineage: Eukaryota; Metazoa; Chordata; Mammalia; Rodentia; Chinchillidae. Gene Ontology annotation, biological process: regulation of transcription by RNA polymerase II. The annotation marks the transcript as partial. Gene Ontology annotation, molecular function: DNA-binding transcription factor activity, RNA polymerase II-specific; RNA polymerase II cis-regulatory region sequence-specific DNA binding.